AUGCUCCAGACUGCUUAUGGAUUAACUUUUCCACCGAUACAAAAGGUGAGUGACGAUAAGAGGUGUGAGAGGGAGAUGGACUUCAGAACAUCAGAACUGGUUGAUAAAAUUCGUAAUUUUCCUUAUGAAGACCGUCAUGUGUUUAUAAAUAUAAUAAGCAUACAAUUUGGAGUUGGUGUGGCAACUGUAGACAGAGUUAUUCAUGAAGAUCUGAACAUACGCAAAAUUUGUGCAAAGUUUGUUCUCAGCGUGCUCAUCCUGGUAACUAACUAUUUGACAGAAAAGAGCAUCUCUCACUCUCCGUACAGUCUAGAUCUUGCCCCCUGUGACUUUUGGUUGUUCUCCAAGCAGAAGGAGAACCUCAGGGGCAGUCGUUUUGAAAACGAAGGAGUUUGUGACAAGUUUUCUGAACACCUUCGCCAUGGAGGACUUCCAUGGGACCGUCACAAGGUGGCUGGAGCGGUGAAACAAAUGCAUUGA
Molecule: messenger RNA, 480 nt
Organism: Octopus bimaculoides (California two-spot octopus)
Lineage: Eukaryota; Metazoa; Mollusca; Cephalopoda; Octopoda; Octopodidae
Source: RefSeq, a predicted model, not a curated record